Molecule: messenger RNA, 540 nt
Organism: Prunus armeniaca (apricot)
Lineage: Eukaryota; Viridiplantae; Streptophyta; Magnoliopsida; Rosales; Rosaceae
Source: the annotation of a GenBank genome assembly
AUGGCGGACUCUAUUUUAUUCACCUUGUUCCUACUCACCCAUCCUCAAAUCACGUCUCCACUUCAUCAAAUUUUUGAGGAGGAGUCAGUUUCUGUUAUUCCCGUGGAUGAAUCUAAUAAUUCUUCCACUAUUCAUGCAAACCACCAUAACUCCACUCAUCUUGCCUCGCUGGGGCCGGUUUCUCUUCCUCCAACUCUUCCCAUCGCUUCCGCUCCUACAGAACCGGAUUCCUCGAUGACGGCUCACCCAUCUCCUCAUCUUGAACCAACUCGUCACUCCACUCGUCCUACACGACCUCGUAUUUGGCAUUGUGAUUAUAAAGUGUCUCAUGCUAUGUUGCAUACCAAGACAACACCAUUGAGUGUUAACAAAGCUCACUUAGUGGCUAAAGGCUACACCCAACAAGAAGGCCUUGACUAUCAUGAGACCUUCUCCCCCACUGCCAAACUUGUCACUAUGCUUGCUUGCUAUUGUUGCUGCUCGACAUUGGCCUCUCCACCAACUCAACGUCCAAAAUGCGUUCCUCCACGAACAUCUUGA